Phoenix dactylifera (date palm) is the source of this 1644-nucleotide messenger RNA. RefSeq lists its product as uncharacterized. NCBI's taxonomy places the organism in Eukaryota, Viridiplantae, Streptophyta, Magnoliopsida, Arecales, Arecaceae. The record is from RefSeq and is a predicted model, not a curated record. Gene Ontology annotation, molecular function: protein binding. Gene Ontology annotation, cellular component: cytoplasm; membrane.
UUUCUUAUGACUACAUAGCCGCCUGUCAAUUGUCGUUAUCUUCCAUUCGAGCCCUAGAGGAGCAAGCAAUCUUCGUCUCGUCGCCUCCUUUCCCCGUCGCCGCCGGAACUCGCCUUGAGCCCUCUCGGUCUUGGUUUAUGAGCUCGAAGGAGAAGCCAACCCUCGGUGGCACGCGGAUCAAGACCCGCAAAAGGAAUAUAACUGCUCCUUUGGACCCUUCUGCUUUUGCAGAUGCAGUGGUCCAGAUAUAUCUGGAUAAUGCUGGUGAUCUGGAACUUGUGGCCAAAAGCAUCGAAUCUUCAGAUCUUAACUUCUCGCGAUAUGGUGACACCUUUUUUGAGGUGGUCUUCACUGGAGGCCGUACCCAACCUGGCACAAUAAAGCCUGAUGAAGGAGAAAGACACCUCUAUUCUGUUCUAGAUUGUGAGCCUAAACGCGAAGCUAUCUUGCCGUUUGUUCUCUACAUCCAGAAAAUCUUGCGCCGGAGGCCCUUUCUGAUAAAGAGCCUUGAAAAUGUUAUGCGAAGAUUCUUGCAGUCUUUGGAGCUUUUUGAGGAGAAUGAGAGAAAGAAGCUUGCUAUUUUCACUGCCCUUACAUUCUCUCAGAAGCUAUCAGGGCUUCCGCCUGAGAGUGUCGUCCAGCCGCUGCUCAAGGACAAUCUUGUGGCCAAAGGGCUAGUUCUUUCAUUCAUUACAGAUUUCUUCAAGGUUUAUCUGAUUGAAAAUAAUCUAGAUGAUCUUAUAUUGCUUUUGAAACGAGCUAAAGUGGAGGAUAAUCUCCUUGAUUUCUUUCCAACUGCAAAACGCUCUACUGAAGGCUUUUCUGAGCAUUUCACCAAAGAAGGAUUAUUAUCUCUUGUUGAAUACAAUGAGAAGAAAAUGUUUGAAGUGAAACUAAAGGAAAUGAAAUCGGCAUUGACUACCCAGAUUGCAGAAGAGACUGAUAUAUCUGAAGUUAUAGAGACUGUAAAACAGCAGGUUAAAGAUGCUAAGUUGCCUGAUAUUGAGGUUGUACGCAUUUUGUGGGAUGUAUUAAUGGAUGCUGUUCAAUGGUCUGGGAAAAAUCAGCAGCAAAAUGCAAAUGCUGCUCUCCGCCAGGUGAAAACAUGGGCCAAACUUUUGAAUGCUUUUUGUACAAAUGGGAAGUUGGAACUUGAACUCGUGUACAAAGUCCAGAUCCAAUGCUACGAGGAUGCCAAGCUGAUGAAGUUAUUUCCUGAAAUAAUUAGGUCUCUUUAUGAUCUAGAUGUACUUGCCGAGGAUACCAUUCUUCACUGGUUCCGUAAAGGUGCUAACCCGAAGGGCAGGCAAACUUUUGUAAAAGCGCUGGAGCCAUUUGUUAAAUGGCUUGAGGAAGCUGAAGAGGAAGACUGAUUGAGAGAAGGCUAAAGCUGACUUCCAGAGGGGACUAGUAAUUUGUCUACUGCCAUUUAUUUCCCGUGGGUUCCAUGUGUCAAGUAAAAAAUAUUAAUGCGUAAUCCGUGUCAAAAAUCAUAAGUUGUUAUCACAAUUCUUAUGUUAUAUGCUGGUACCUGUUUCUGUUCUUGGACACGCACACGUUGUUGCUUGCAUUAGAGCAGCAGUAUCAAGUUCUAUGAGACUUUUGGUGUGAAAUGAUAAUGUUUACAGUCUGACUUUUGAGACA